This is a messenger RNA of Zygosaccharomyces rouxii, 1824 nucleotides long. It is a transcript of the gene ECM38, whose product is annotated as gamma-glutamyltransferase. Bases 1 to 1824 code for a protein of 607 amino acids. Gene Ontology annotation, cellular component: fungal-type vacuole; plasma membrane. The transcript has a single exon. Lineage: Eukaryota; Fungi; Ascomycota; Saccharomycetes; Saccharomycetales; Saccharomycetaceae. The record is from RefSeq and is a predicted model, not a curated record. Gene Ontology annotation, molecular function: glutathione gamma-glutamate hydrolase. Gene Ontology annotation, biological process: glutathione catabolic process.
AUGUGGCUCGGAAUCUUGUGCUUAGUUGCAACGACAGUACGAGCUUUGCAGGUCCAAUUUGAUAGUAUUUCCAACGAUAUAGGUAAUCGUGACGAUCAUAAUAUCGAUAUAGAUCCAUUGCCACGUCAACCUUCACUAACACCAGAUCCCAAAUUGUUAAAGAUUGGUGAUCAUGGUGCUAUUAGUUCAGAUUUAGAGAUUUGUGGUAAUUUAACAGUUGCUCAAGUAUUACAAAAAUUUCCAGAAUCAAAUGCUGCAGAUGCUGCUGUAACUGAGACCCUCUGUAUUGGUAUGGUUAAUUUCUUUAAUAGUGGUAUUGGUGGUGGUGGUUAUGCAGUAUUUGCUAAUCCAAAUGAAGACGAACAACUAUUCCUUGAUUUUAGAGAACGUUCCCCCAAUGGCUCUCAUAAGGAAAUGUUUAAAUCAUGUCCUGAUUGUUCAAAACAAGGUGGUUUAGCUGUUGCGGUCCCCGGUGAACUUCGUGGUCUUUACACAUUGUACAAGGAGCGUGGUAGCGGUAAAGUGGGCUGGUACCACUUGAUUGAACCUGUGGCACAGUUAGGGUAUAAAGGUUGGGAAAUCACUGACGUAUUGGGAGCGGCAUUAGAGGCUUACGAACCAGCAUUAUUGAAAAGGGCUAGGGAUUGGAAAUUUGUUCUCAACUCCACAGGAGAUGGUGUUAAAAAGACAGGUGAUUGGAUUAGGAGACCUCAGUUGGCAGAUACCUUAAUGGUUUUAGCUCGUAAUGGUUCAGAUGCACCUUUUUACGAUCCAAACCAUUGGAUAGCUCAAUCAAUGGUUGACACAGUACAAAGAAACGGCGGUAUUAUGCAGUUGGAAGAUUUACAAGAUUAUUUUGUUACAAUGGACAAUCCGCUAAAACUAAAGAUUAGAUCAGGUUUCCAAUAUGCACCUGAUAACGAUUUAACAGUUUUAACCAGUAGUGGAUCUAGUUCGGGUGCUGCAUUGAUAUCUGCAUUAUCUAUUUUAGAUAAAUUUGGAAGUCAAGUUGGUGGUGAUUAUACUGAUAAACCCACUUUUCAAUUAGUGGAAACUAUGAAAUGGAUGGCAAGUGCUAGAAGUAGAUUAGGUGAUUAUGGAACAAAUAGCAUCCCUCGCCAAGUUCAAGAUGUUCUCUCUAGUAACUGGACUGAAAUGGCUGUUAAUAGUAUUGAAGAUUGUAAUCUCAAGACUUUUCCCAACUGGACUUACUACAAACCUGCAUACGAGAUAAACGAACCACAUGGAACUUCUCAUGUUAGUAUAGUGGAUUCUCAUAACAACGCAGUUUCCUUAACUACAACAAUAAAUUUGUUGUUUGGUUCAUUGGUACAUGACCCCAUUACAGGUAUUGUAUUUAAUAAUGAAAUGGACGAUUUUUCACAGUACGAUAGAUCUAACAGUUUUGGAUUAGCACCAUCUCGUUACAAUUUCCCCACACCUGGGAAGAGACCGUUAUCAUCGACAGCCCCCACGAUUAUUCUCAACGAAUUGGGCCUGCCAGAUUUAAUUGUUGGUGCAUCCGGUGGAUCGAGAAUUACCACUAGUAUCUUGCAGACAAUUGUGAGAUCUUACUGGUACAAUAUGCCAUUGUUAGAGGCGAUUGCCUACCCAAGGGUUCACCAUCAACUGCUGCCAGAUCUACUAGAGGUUGAAAACUUAACGAUGGUCGGAUCCCAGUCUAUUCGCUCUCUGCAAGAGAUGGGUUAUAACAUUUUAGAACAGUCACCCAAAAGCUGCGUCAAUGCUAUUCGUAACUAUAGAGCAGCAUGGCAUGCGGUAAGUGACUACUGGAGGAAAAGGGGCAUUUCUGCAGUAUACUAA